Phycomyces blakesleeanus NRRL 1555(-) is the source of this 807-nucleotide messenger RNA. RefSeq lists its product as hypothetical. The transcript is spliced from 5 exons. The coding region runs from base 1 to 807 and encodes 268 amino acids. Lineage: Eukaryota; Fungi; Mucoromycota; Mucoromycetes; Mucorales; Phycomycetaceae. The record is from RefSeq and is a predicted model, not a curated record.
AUGAUUGACUGCAGUCCUAUUGAAAUUGGUGCACUUGAAGAAGUCUUUGGGGGUAGUGUUGAUACCCUGCUAUGUCAUUGGCAUAUUAAAAGAGCAUGGGAAGUUAAUGUGAAAAAGCAUAUUAAAGUGCAAAACUUAACACAGACUUCAAACAUAGCAUGUAACAGUGUCCAUGCUGUAUUGAGUAACUUGAUGCAUGCAGAAACAUCUCAGGUCUUUGAUGUAUCAUAUAGUGAAUUUCUGGAGAAAUUUGAAGAUUCUGGAUUCCCAAGAAGACACUUUAGUUCUGCCAUCUUUCACACCAAUAAUUAUAUUGAGUCUUAUCAUAAUCAAUUGAAGACAUUCUAUCUUGGCCGUGCAAGAUCUCUUUGCAUUGAUAGACUUAUCUAUCUUCUGGCAAAGGUUUUAACACUUGACUACAGACAAAAAAAUGUUAAAACCUUAUAUGGAUUUAAAGCAAUGCACCUCUCACACCAAGAAGAGCUAAAAAAGAAAAAGACAUAUAUGUUAGAUAUUGACAAGGCUACAUCAAUGAACCUUUCCUCUGCCUUCUCCUCAUCUUCUUCUGUCCAGCCACCUUCUAAUGAAACCAGUGCAGUAGUUGACCCGUCUAUUCUUUCUGAUGAGAUAGCUGCUGAUAUUGACAAGUACAUUCAGUUAUACUCUGCUGAACUUAAGAAGAAGGUAGUGGAGUAUAAGGGUAGACCUGAAGACUUAGGCCAGUUUGUUGAUCCAUUGAAGUCUGCUUAUAAUAAGUUAAAAGAACAUGGCACCCCUUCUCAGUCCCGUCCACCUAGACAAUUCUAA